Messenger RNA from Chenopodium quinoa (quinoa), 3233 nucleotides. RefSeq names its product ethylene receptor-like. Gene Ontology annotation, cellular component: endoplasmic reticulum membrane; endoplasmic reticulum. The transcript has 7 exons. Gene Ontology annotation, molecular function: ethylene binding; ethylene receptor activity; protein binding. NCBI's taxonomy places the organism in Eukaryota, Viridiplantae, Streptophyta, Magnoliopsida, Caryophyllales, Amaranthaceae. The record is from RefSeq and is a predicted model, not a curated record. The coding region runs from base 426 to 2651 and encodes 741 amino acids. Gene Ontology annotation, biological process: phosphorelay signal transduction system; phosphorylation; response to ethylene.
UAAAAUAAUAAUAAUACUACUACUAUAUGUACAGUAGAGUAACUCUAACCUGAUAAUUGGAGCACCUGCUAAAACAGUACAUAUUCUGUCUGUGACCUAAAUCUUCUCAAGUAGCUCUAGUCUUCUAGAUAUGUGGCCCCCACAUUCCCUCUUUUAAACCAAGUUCAAUGGACAGUGACAAAUGUCACCAUCACAGCAGCGUUAUUUUAUCUCAGUUCCACCGCUUUUUGUAAUAAAAAGCAAAAACCAAAAAAAAAAUUAACAAAAAUUGUCUUCCUUUCUUGUGAAAAAUGUAUACUUCGGGGGUCUAACUACUGUCUAACUUUCUCUCUCAUGAUCGUGUUUCUCUCUUCAAUUUUUUGAAGAUUAAUUUUUGGUGGGCAUUAGGAAGCAGUAGUUGAUUGAAUUGGUGUUGUUUGUUCUAGAUGGAGUCGUGCAAUUGUAUUGAACCACAAUGGCCUCCUGAUGAUUUGUUGAUGAAGUAUCAGUAUAUAUCAGAUUUUUUCAUAGCCCUUGCAUAUUUUUCGAUCCCAUUGGAGCUGAUUUACUUUGUUAAGAAAUCUGCUGUUUUCCCUUAUAGAUGGGUGCUUGUCCAGUUUGGUGCUUUUAUAGUGCUCUGUGGCGCAACACAUCUAAUUAACUUGUGGACUUUUAGAAUACAUACCAAAACAGUUGAAGUAGUUAUGACCACUGCAAAGGUUCUAACCGCUGUUGUCUCGUGUGCAACUGCACUGAUGCUUGUGCAUAUUAUUCCGGAUUUAUUAAGUGUAAAAACUAGGGAAUUGUUUUUAAAAAAUAAGGCUGCAGAACUUGAUAGAGAGAUGGGCCUCAUCCGUACCCAAGAAGAAACAGGCAGGCAUGUUAGGAUGCUAACUCAUGAGAUUAGAAGUACUCUUGACCGGCAUACAAUUCUUAAAACUACUCUUGUGGAACUAGGUAGGACUUUGGCUCUUGAAGAGUGUGCUUUGUGGAUGCCAACACGUACUGGAUUGGAGCUUCAGUUAGCUUAUACACUCCGCCAACAAAAUCCUGUUGGAUUUACUGUGCCCAUUCAGCUUCCUGUAAUCAAUCAAGUAUUUAGCACCAAUCGUGCAGUGAAAAUAUCACCAAACUGUCCUGUGGCUAGAAUCCGGCCUGUCGCAGGGAAGUACAUGCCUGGAGAGGUGGUUGCUGUGCGAGUUCCCCUUCUGCAUCUAUCUAACUUCCAAAUUAAUGAUUGGCCAGAGCUAUCGACAAAACGGUAUGCGUUGAUGGUUUUGAUGCUUCCUUCAGACAGUGCUAGGCAAUGGCAUGUUCAUGAAUUGGAGCUUGUUGAAGUUGUUGCAGAUCAGGUAGCAGUUGCUCUGUCCCAUGCGGCAAUUUUGGAAGAAUCAAUGAGAGCUCAACAGCAACUUUUGGAGCAGAAUGUUGCACUUGACUUGGCUCGCAGAGAAGCGGAGACUGCCAUCCGCGCUCGAAAUGACUUUUUAGCUGUGAUGAAUCAUGAAAUGCGGACUCCUAUGCAUGCAAUAAUAGCUCUUUCCUCCUUGUUGCAAGAAACUGAGCUUAUUCCUGAGCAACGAUUGAUGGUUGAAGCAAUUUUAAAAAGCAGUAAUCUUCUUGCAACCCUAAUAAAUGAUGUUUUGGACCUUUCGAGGCUUGAAGAUGGAAGUCUGAAGCUUGAUAAUGGAGUAUUCAAUCUCCAUUCUAUGUUUAGAGAGGUUCUUAAUUUAAUCAAGCCCAUAGCAUCUGUCAAAAAAUUGUUGAUAACAACUACUAUGGCUCCGGAUGUUCCAGAGUUUGCUAUUGGCGAUGAAAAACGUCUAAUGCAAGUUCUGUUGAAUGUUAUUGGUAAUGCUGUGAAGUUUACAAAAGAAGGUAGUGUCUCAGUUACUGCUCUAGUUGCAAAAGCAGAAUGUUUAAGAGAUGCUCGGACUCCUGAUUUCAUCCCAGUGGCCACAGAUGAUCACUUCUAUUUGCGAGUGCAGGUGAAGGAUUCAGGACCUGGAAUCAAUCCGCAAGAUAUUCCAAAGCUCUUCACAAAAUUUGCUCAACCUCAAACACCUUCAAAUCGAAAUUCUGGUGGUAGUGGACUGGGCCUCGCCAUUUGCAAGCGGUUUGUAAGUCUCAUGGAAGGCAGCAUCUGGAUCGAAAGUGAAGGUCUUGGCAAGGGUUGCACAGCGGUUUUUGUAGUUAAACUUGGAAGUCCUGAUCGAUCAAAUGGAGCCGUGGUCCCUUUUGCACCUAAUCCAUUGGCAAAUCAUAUUCAAUCAAGCUUUAGUGGCCUAAAAGUUCUCAUUAUGGAUGAGAAUGGGGUUAGUAGAACAGUUACAAAAGGGCUCCUGAUGCACCUUGGAUGUGAUGUUACAACUGUAGCGUCGUGUGAGGAAUGUCUGUUAGCUGUGUCCCGAGAAUACAGGGUGAUAUUCCUUGAUUUGUCUAUGCCUGGAUUUGAUGAGUUUGAUGUUGCUGCUCAAAUUAGAAAAAGGUUCUCAAAGCGUCAUGAGAGACCGUUAAUUGUGGCACUCACUGUGAGCACGGACAGGUUGAUCAGAGAAAAUUGUGUCAGGGUGGGUAUGGAUGGUUGCAUAUUGAAACCUAUAUCCGUUGAUAAAAUGAGGAGUGUUCUAUCUGAGCUCGUUGAAAGACGGACUGUGUUUGAGCCGCUGUAGUGUGUUGUAGAAGACCUGAAUCAAUGUUGUAAGGGACGGGAGAAACAUUGAUGAUACUUGGCAUGAUUAGAUGCGAUGCCAAAUUUCUCCUCCUGUUUGUAUCAUUUUACGAUUUUUUCUUUGUAAUCAAUCAGGUGCCUGGAGGUGUCGGUAAUGGUGUCAAUGUCAAUGCUGACAAGCAGUUCUAGGUGUUCUUUCGAUGUACAUACCAUAGUGUCGAGAAUAGUACAGAACUACAGAAGAGGCAGAUAUCAAGCUAUGCUAAACUGACAUAGUACUUGCAAAGUUUCUACUUAAAGAUUGCCCCAAAGAGCUGAAAUUGGCGAUGCCUUUUUUUUUAAUUAGUUCUUUUUAGGAGUAUUUAUUUUGGACAAAGUUGUUGCUUGUUGGUAAUUGCAGUGUAAUAGUUACUUGAAUAUAUUGUUGUGUGCAGAAAUCUCAACCUAGAGUCAAGAUUAUAACUAAGCCGAAAGGCUCUGAGCUUUUGACUCGGUUAAAGCUUGGCUCUUGAGCAGAUUCACCCAGCCAAGCCAAGCUGAAUUGGGAAGCUUAGGCCUCGUUGUAUGGCCUUUUUUCUCUCUA